Aspergillus costaricaensis CBS 115574 is the source of this 840-nucleotide messenger RNA. Its product is annotated as non-canonical purine NTP pyrophosphatase. Gene Ontology annotation, biological process: nucleoside triphosphate catabolic process. The transcript is spliced from 6 exons. The record is from RefSeq and is a predicted model, not a curated record. Lineage: Eukaryota; Fungi; Ascomycota; Eurotiomycetes; Eurotiales; Aspergillaceae. Gene Ontology annotation, cellular component: cytoplasm. Gene Ontology annotation, molecular function: nucleoside triphosphate diphosphatase activity. The coding region runs from base 126 to 686 and encodes 186 amino acids.
UAUAUAUCUAGCGCACCCCCGUCUAUCCGUUCCUCUUCGUCUGCAGUCUGUCAACGAACAACCUACUAUCUGGUUUUUUUUUUUCCUUGUUGCCCCUAGUAAGAAUCCGUUCGGCCUACGCAAAGAUGGCCUCAAUGAAAAAAAUAAACUUCAUCACCGGCAACAAAAACAAGCUAGCAGAAGUGAAAGCGAUAUUAGGGACUGUGAUCGACGUUGAAAAUCAAGCAGUUGACCUUCCUGAGAUACAGGGCACGAUAGAAGAGAUUGCCCGGGAGAAAUGUCGACGUGCAGCAGAAGUGGUCGGAGGCCCGGUGUUGACGGAAGAUACUGCACUUGAGUUUCACGCUCUUAAAGGACUGCCUGGCCCGUACAUCAAAUCAUUUCUCGAUGCCCUAGGCCAUGAAGGCCUGAAUAAAUUGCUUGACUCAUUUGAGACCAGAGCCGCAGAGGCUGUCUGCACCUUUGCCUUUUCCAGCGGACCCGGUUCGGAUCCAAUCUUAUUCCAGGGUAGAACUGAGGGAGCUAUCGUGAGACCAAGAGGUCCUGCGAAUUUUGGCUGGGAUCCGAUUUUCGAGUAUCGCGGCAAGACUUACGCUGAAAUGGAGAAAGAGGAGAAGAACCUCAUCUCACACAGAUAUAAAGCCCUGGUCAAGUUGCAAGAUUGGCUGGCCGACAGACGUGAUUGAUAUAAACUGCAAAUUUCACGGUGCGAAUUGGUGUCGGUUUCGGCCGCCCCCUCCCCCGGAUUGCCGUAGGUAAAUCGAGAUCUCAGGCUCGGUCAUUUUUCCAAGAUUGUACCCAGCUAGAAAUCCUUGCGCAAUUGGACUCUACAUCAUCAUC